Molecule: messenger RNA, 1114 nt
Organism: Mangifera indica (mango)
Lineage: Eukaryota; Viridiplantae; Streptophyta; Magnoliopsida; Sapindales; Anacardiaceae
Product: protein TIFY 3B-like
Exons: 5
Coding region: 142-828 (228 amino acids)
Biological process (GO): regulation of jasmonic acid mediated signaling pathway; response to wounding; regulation of defense response
Cellular component (GO): nucleus
Source: RefSeq, a predicted model, not a curated record
CUUCUUCGAAGUAUCAAACUACUUUAAACGAGGACCACUAAGAAAAUCGACAAAAAGUAAAGGUCAAGCCAGACGAAAAGAAGGAAUAAACAGAGGAAAAAAUUGGAUUCAUUUGGAUAUUGAUUUAGUGGGCUCAGUUCAAUGGAGGCCGUUGAAGAAAUCAAGCUGAAGACUGGAGAAGAAAAGGAAGGGAAGAAAGAGGCCGAGGUUGGACAGAACGACGUCGGAGAAGCCGGACCUACUGGAUCUGUUGAUUUUUUGGUGAACAAAACGUUUUUGACCAACAACAUCUCCAAGUCCAUGUCAAUGCCAACAGCAGGAGAAAAUACAAAUCCAACUCAGCUUACAAUCUUCUAUGGUGGAAAUGUUUGUGUAUUUGAUUCGAUUCCAGCAGAAAAGGUUCGUGAAAUUAUGCAUAUUGCUGCAGCCGCUGCUGCAGCUGCCACUACUAAAUCUGGUGACAUGAAAAACAUUGGUACCAACUGUCCAACGACGUCACCAGUUCUAACAAGGUCUCCCUCUCUGCUGAGUGCUGCAUCUCCUUUGGGUUCUCCACAGGUGUCUCCAUAUCCUAUGCAGAGGAAUUCUUCCUUUUGCAAGUUGCAAGCUGAAUUACCAAUUGCAAGGAGGCAUUCCCUUCAGCGAUUUUUUGAGAAGCGACGAGACAGGUUGGUGAGCAAGAAUCCUUAUCCUGCGCAAUCUGGAACAAACAAUUCUGACAAUGCAACAGCCAAACUCAGCGCUGAAAAUUCAGAUGCAGGCUACUUUGAAAAAUCUCCAAUGCCUCAAGAAGAAUUCCAAGCUAAAGCAGCAGCUCAAAUGACCUGAAUAUAAGGUUAGAAGGUUGUCGUAAAUAAUGGAGAACCUAAACCUGUUUGAGAUAUUUUAGUCUUUACAGUAUUACUCGUAAGAUUGUGAAGCGUACACUUGCUGUGAUGAUGCUUGAAUUGCCUCAAGACUUCAAUGGUGAUAACAUGUGCCUAACUUAUUAAUUGUCCAUGCCUGAUGUUUACCUGACAAUGUCAAACUUGUUAUUAUCUGUCACUGGUUGUUUAAGAAACAGAUAUUCUGGUAUUUGUGGGAUGAUUAUAUAAAAGUGUCUUUGUUGUGUGGA